AUGCCUGAAUUCAGGGCAAAUGUCAAUGUCACUGUAUUUGCAAAGGGUGGAACUCGCCCUUUCAUCUGCACGGACGGAUUUGGACAGUUUUUGAAUGGCCUAACAGGGAGGCUCCACAGUCAAUUGCCAUUUCGAACUUGGAAUGUUAUUCCAAGUUCGAUUCGGUAUCUAACAUCAAAAGCGCUGGCACUAGCGAUUCAAUUAAUAAAUGAUCAGGGUUGUCCAACGUGGGCACAUGGCCCCAACCUGAACAACCGUAACGAUCAGAGUAUUUGUCUUUUUACGGGUCUUAAUGACAAGAAGGGCAAGCAACUCAAGGCCGUGACACCAGCUCAACGUCAAUUUAUCAAGAACCAGCAGCGUGACCUGCGUCACGCUGAACAAUCGAAUGCUGCAUUCCUGCAACGUCUCAAAGGGGGUGUCCAACCUGCUACCAUAGCGGAACCCAAUGACGCCGCACGAUUUGAGGACGGGCCAGAAGAGCCUGAGGACGUACCUGACAACUUUGAUAUGAAUCACUUCAUGCCAGGUAAUAGACCACCCGAGCUGCAAGAUCUACGACACGAUCCAGUAAUGAUUGCGUUGAAACGACAACGGCAUCAAGCUGACCGUCUGGCACACGAACAUCGAUGGUUGUGGCAGUACGCCAUAAUGUUGCCAACAUUUCUCCGACUCCGCUUUGAAACUUCAAACUGGUUUAACAAUGAGAAGUGCCUUCAAGACUUUAGGCCACCCUGCAAUUGCGCAAAGCGGACCGAGCGAGAAGUUGACCUACUUGAUUUGAUCAGUCGGCGACGAGUGAUUAUAUCCUUUUGCAAAGAUUGUGAUUUGUCCGACCCGGUGAGGCUUCUGCAGAUGGGUUACAUUGCGGCCUCCCCGCAUACAAAGAAGUAUCUGGCUGAGCUCCAGGAGUCAGAAGGCAGCUUGUCCAAGCUAGUCGCCGCAAAUGCAACACAUACGACAGAUUACUUUCAAGCGCAGUGGGUGCGACAACGAGAGUUACAGCUCAAAGCAAUAAACGUGCAAGCCAAAGAGAAACGCGCUAGGGUCAAGGUUUUGGUCAAAUUGGAGGAAGAGCUCUUGGAAGCCCGUAAACAACUUGAGGACAUGAACGCGGCAAAUGCCGCUAUAAGGACAGCGGAGCAUAGGCAUGAUCUGCUUGAUCUACCUAGGUCCCUCGUCAAUCUCGAGGCCAAGGUGCAAGAAGUUGCAGACGAAUUGGGUAACACUGAACUACUCAAUGUUCGGCACCGUAGCAAUGAUCGCGUCAAGUCGGCGGUGACUGUUCAGGUUGCGUUGGCGAUGUUGUACAAAGCCAAAUUUGAUGAAAUCCAACAGCAGGCUAAUGCUGCUGCUAAGACAGGUGAGGCGCGUGUGAUAGAGUGGAGGUCUAUCCACAGCGGGCUCAAUAAAAGAAGUUGUCGUUUAUGGAAGUGGUGGGAUCGUGGUUUGCUGGAUGUCAUUAGCUGGACAUCACCCUUUGUAGAAAACAGUGCGGCUAUUGAUGGCAAUCUGAUUACAAGGUGGCGUGAGAUGGUGGACCGUACCUCGUGGGGUCAAAUCAUGGGUGUCCCGAUAUUCUGGGCUCAUGAGGAUGAUGUCCCGGAAGAGCCGCCGGAAGAGCCGGAUGAGGACCUAUUUAUGUAUUAUGAUUAUAUGUGA
This is a messenger RNA of Melampsora larici-populina 98AG31, 1662 nucleotides long. RefSeq lists its product as uncharacterized. The coding region runs from base 1 to 1662 and encodes 553 amino acids. The record is from RefSeq and is a predicted model, not a curated record. Lineage: Eukaryota; Fungi; Basidiomycota; Pucciniomycetes; Pucciniales; Melampsoraceae. The transcript has 8 exons.